This is a messenger RNA of Diuraphis noxia (Russian wheat aphid), 3105 nucleotides long. It is a transcript of the gene Ptp52F, whose product is annotated as Protein tyrosine phosphatase 52F. Gene Ontology annotation, biological process: protein dephosphorylation. Gene Ontology annotation, molecular function: protein tyrosine phosphatase activity; protein binding. NCBI's taxonomy places the organism in Eukaryota, Metazoa, Arthropoda, Insecta, Hemiptera, Aphididae. The record is from RefSeq and is a predicted model, not a curated record.
AUGUCUCGAUUAUCUGGAUUUGUGGCUCAAAUAAGCGAAGAUUUCCAAAGACGUGUCGUUGAAUUGACUAUAGAUCCUAUUAGCCCAACAGCGUUUUAUGCCGAAUGGAAAAUAUUGCCAGACAUCAAUGGCAGUGUAAAUUAUUCACUUACGUAUUCCACUCAACUCUACACUGAAAUUAAGUUAACAAGUGGCAACAACUUAACGUUGACUGGAUUGAUAGAAUGCGCAGCAUACAUAAUCACGGUGAGGUGUUUAUAUUAUGGAUCCGGAGAAAAUACGUUUGGUGGUCCYUUAUUUACUUCCACAGUUGCGUCGACUUCACAUACUUUCCAACUGAAAGCGGUGAAGAAUUUAACCUUGGUAAUUUCAAGUCACUCGAUUUUGAUUUCAUGGGAAAACCCGAUGGAACAGAAAUUGUGUACGGCUAAUUUUCACGUGUCGUUGACUUCAAUUCGGGACACCGGUCAAGAAAUACAAACCGAAUUCGACUAUCAUAUGAUAACAGCUUUAGAGCCCUGCGUCACAUAUUCUGGUUACGUUUCUGCGGUCGACUCCGCUGGCGUUAAAGGAAGUCCAGCAGCGUUCAAUGUGACUACAGACACUGGAAUACCUGGGCCUGUAGUGAAAUUAUCAGCUUUGWCAAAUGGCUCGAGAACUAUAUUCGUUAGAUGGGACAAACCAAUUAAUUCGUCUUUUUGUUUCCGUCAAUACGUAAUUGUUUACUGUCACGAUAUCUUUAAUUGCUCUACAAUUAUAACUGAAACCAACUUUUUGACUAUUUCACACCUAAUACCUUGUGUAACGUAUCAAAUAACAGUCACGCCGAAGAUGACAGACACUCAGGAUGGUUUGCCAGCCAAAACCGAAGCCACAGUAGUCGCCGAAGUUUUGGAAAAGCCCAUGAAUGGACGAAUAUUGUUUUUAACCAGCUAUAAUGUCACUCUACAAUGGGAUCAUCCUAUCGAUUCUGUUUGCAAUUUAAUACACCAAAUUGUAAACUGUUCGUAUUUGAACACUUCACUCGAGAUAACAACGUAUACACCGGUUCAAGCAGUGGUCAUAGAAAACUUGAAACCUUUCACAAAACACAUUUGUUACUCAGCGUUCUUUAAUAAGCGAGGUUAUUCAGAAAAGAGUGACGAAAUCAUAUUUUGGACAAAAUUUCAAGUGCCUGAUCCUCCGAGAAAUUUAUCGAUCAUUAAAUUAUCCGCCAACAGCGUGGUCAUUGCGUGGACAGCGCCUACUACGAUAUCGCCCGACGCAAUCGACGAAUACCGCUGGGCGGUCACAUUCAAAAAUUUUUUAUACGAACCGCCGAAUCACUGCGCGCCCCAAACUGUGGAACCCGUGGUCACAUAUUUCGUCAAAAAUGACCAGACAUACCAGUAUAAAAUUGCGAAUCUAAUGCCUGCUAGCUGUUACCUCGUAGAAUUGAGCGCUGCAACAGAGUCCGGUCUUGGAAAUUCAACAAAUGUUACGAUACACACGUUGUCAUCAACAAGUUCACCGGUCAAAAACCUACAAGUCACAUCGAWAGAAUAUAAUUUGGUUGUCCUAAGUUGGAAGUACCCAUGCAUUCCAAACGGGAAAAUUGCAUUUUUUCACAGUACACUCKUGGGAGAAAGACUUGGAUUUCAUAAUCACAUUUUCAGUAUUAAAUGCGAUAUUUCAGACAAUGAAACAGAAUUUGAAUAUAGUUUAACCCAUUUAUUGCCCGAAUACACAUACGUCUGUACGGUAGUAGCGAUAACCGAUUCUGUGGAGAACCCAGGUCAAGACAAACGGAUUCGAUUUAUCACACCAUCGACAAGCCCGGAUUUACCGAGCAAAUACGAUACUUACCGUAAAUUACGAGUGACCGUGUCCGACAGCCAUCUCACACAGGUCCAUUUGUCCAUACCCGGCGACUUGUUCUCGAGCACCUCCGGAAACAUCCAAUACUAUUCGAUAAUCGUUUAUCAGGACGGUGGAUUUCCGGACAAACCAGAACACGGCAAUAGGUUGAAUAAUCCUCGACAGCAAAUGGACGACGACGUCUGGCCACCCGUCAUGCGGACGUGGGCAGAGGCUGCGCCGUACCCUUUCAUACUGGCGUACCAGACGACGCCCGACCGGUGGAUGCCUUUCAAAGACCAAAACGAUGGGGUUUUCGACAUCGGCGCAGAYGAAUCCUGUUCCAUAAAUGACAAGAAAAGUUAUUGCAACGGGCCGCUGAGACCAGUUACUAAUUACAGGCUGAAACUCAGGGCUUUUACAGCCGGUGGCUUUCAAGAUUCGUGGACCGUACCAUUUACUACGCGGGGAAAACCCACCGCAGUCUAUUACUUGGUGUUGUAUAGUGUAUUGUUCGCGGUGCUCAUCACUGCUACCGGAAUGUAUUGUAUACUCAACGAAAAAGUCCCGUGGRCUGUACAGAACAGAGUGAUUCACCCAAUUGUGACACGCCAAGAACCCGGUUUGCUGAGUGACAUGAACUUCAAACACCUGUCAGCCAAAACUCCCCAAGAAAUCGAGGCCGAGUACGACCUACUAAAUGUGUACUCGAAAUCAAACUUUACGACAGACGUGGCUGUGAUGCCCCAGAAUAAGUACAAAAAUCGUUACAUCAACACGUUACCAUAUGACUACAACCGAGUGAUUAUAAGGUCCGGCGACACCGAUGACUACAUAAAUGCAUCUUUUAUCGAAGAUUCUAGGGGUAAUCGCCAAUAUAUAGCAUGCCAAGGUCCCUUGAAAAAUACUUGCGUUGAUAUGUGGCAAAUGAUUUUGGAUCAAGACGUGGCUUCGAUUGUUAUGCUAUGUCAAAUCAGUGAAAAAGAAAAGGUGGAGUAAAACGUUAUUCUAACAAAUUUAUUUAUAUAUUAGUCGUAAACGUAUUUUAAUCCUGGCGAUGGAGAUUGACCAUGGUAUUUACAUGAAUAUAAUUUAUAUAUUAAAAGUUAAUAAUAUUGAACUGUUAUAAUGAUUAAGUAUUAAAAUAUAAACAUGACAAUAGCGAGGAGGGAGUAAUUACAACACUAAACCAUCCUUGGCUACGUAACUGCCAUAACUGCCAUCUAUAAUUGUAUGCCACUUCACCAAUAUGCUUUUUUGUAUAAUGUA